AUGAUGAGAGUGAAUACGGUUACCGGGGUCCCUAANGGCACGCUCUCCGGCGGCGCCGCGCUCAAGGGCGGGUCGGUGCUGCUGCAGCUGCAGGAGCUGAAGCAGCUGGAGCAGCAGGUGCAGGCGGCCGAGGCGCGGCUGGCGCAGCUCACGGAGGAGCUGGGCUGCGCGCAGCAGGCUGCCGAGAGCUACGCCGCUAUACAACAAAAGUGCGAGGCGGCGCGGCUGGGCGCGCGCGCGGCGGCGGCGCGGCUGGGCGGCACGGCGCGCGCGCAGCUGCACGCCGAGAUCCAGGCUCUGCGCGCGCAGGCGGCCCAGCUCGCGGCGGCGCUGGAGCAGGACGAGCUCGUGCAGGACGAAGCGGCCGGCAGGGCCCGCGACCUGGAGGCCAAGCUUAAGGACAUCAAGGGACACCGAGAGAGAGAAUAUAAGAAAGCAGAAGAGGCAUUGAAGAAAGCAAAGCGAGACGUGGAGGUGCACGGCGGCGCGUGGAAGCUGCGCGAGCAGGAGCUGGAGACCCUGCGGCUGGAGGCGGCGGAGCUGCAGCGCGGCGCCGCGGCCGCACGACACCAGCUGCACGACCACGCGCGCGCCGCUGCCGACCUGGCACGCGCACUGCACGACGCCGCGCGCAGCCGGGACCACGCGCAGGAAGCAGUGAAGGAGAUGCAGGCGCGAAUAAAACAUCAGAAAACGGAGAUCGCGGGCCGGAGCACCGACAUAUCCCGCCUCGUGCAGCAGAAGGAGCGCCUGGCCAAGAGCAGCAGCGAGCUGGAGCUCGGCGUCAAGGAGCUGGACUACCGCAUCAAGGAGCUGCAGACUGAGGCUCUCGAUUGUCAGAAGAAGAUUAGGCAACUGGAGUCGGAGAACCCGUGGAUCCCGUCGGAGCGGCAGUACUUCGGCGCGCCGGGCGGCCUCUACGACUUCGAGGGUCGGCAGGCGCACGUGGCCGCCAGCCGCCUGCACCAGCUCGCCGAGCGCAGGGACCGCCUCGCGCGAGGACUCAACGCCAGGGCGCACACGCUGCUCGGCAAGGAGGAGGACCAGUACCAAGACGUCAUGAGGAAGAAGCAGAUCGUGGAGGCGGACAGAGCCAAGUUGGUGCAGGUCAUGGCGGAGCUGGACGAGAAGAAGAAGAAGACGUUAGUGACGGCCUGCGAGCAAGUCAACCGGGACUUCGGGUCCAUCUUCAGCACCCUGCUGCCCGGCGCGCAGGCCAAGCUGCAGCCGCCCGACGGACUCUCCGUGCUGGACGGGCUCGAGGUGAAGGUGGGGUUCAACAUGACGUGGAAGGAGUCCCUGGGCGAACUGUCGGGCGGGCAGCGCUCGCUGGUGGCGCUGGCGCUGGUGCUGGCGAUGCUGCUGUUCAAGCCGGCGCCGCUGUACAUCCUGGACGAGGUGGACGCGGCGCUGGACCUGUCGCACACGCAGAACAUCGGCAUCAUGCUCAAGGAACACUUCCGACACUCGCAGUUCAUCAUCGUGUCGCUGAAGGACGGCAUGUUCAACAACGCCAACGUUCUGUUCCGCACCCGCUUCGUGGACGGCAUGUCCUCCGUGCAGCGCACCGCCGCGCGACGCUAGCCGCCAUACGUACGCGCCGAUAUACAACCAUAUAACUAGAUUUAAUUCAUUCAUAUCUUAAGGUAAUUUUAUCACUAGUUACGGCCACUCAAAGUUUAUUUUAGUUACAAAAAUUAUUAACGUUACCCCAGCUAACCUUACCUCGCCCCGGGACAAACGUACCUUUCCCGCGGGGACGAGGCGCCCGGGAUAAGAACUACUACUAAUGAACUUAAUUUUAAGCCACAUUCCAAUUUCAAUAAUUUUUAAAGAAUUUUUAAAUUAGUCAAAGCUGCUGUACUUCGCAGAUAUGUUAUCUGUGCGGCGACUCAUAAUCUCAGUAAAAUUAUAAAUUAUUAUUAAGUCGAUGUCUAGUUUUUAUUUUGUUAUUAAAAUUAAAUAUGUGUA
Molecule: messenger RNA, 1971 nt
Organism: Bombyx mandarina (wild silkworm)
Lineage: Eukaryota; Metazoa; Arthropoda; Insecta; Lepidoptera; Bombycidae
Product: structural maintenance of chromosomes protein 2-like
Source: RefSeq, a predicted model, not a curated record